Eruca vesicaria subsp. sativa (arugula) is the source of this 660-nucleotide messenger RNA. NCBI's taxonomy places the organism in Eukaryota, Viridiplantae, Streptophyta, Magnoliopsida, Brassicales, Brassicaceae. The record is from the annotation of a GenBank genome assembly.
AUGGAGUGGUCAACGACAAACAACUUAGAAAACGUGAGAGUUGCUUUUAUGCCGCCUCCAUGGCCGGAGUUCAACUCCGCUAACUCACUCCAUAGCUUCAACUGUGAUCCUUAUGCAGCAGGAAAUUCAUACACGCCUACCGAAAUGCAAACCGGACCGGUUAUCUCUGUACCUGAAUCAGAAAAGAUCAUCAGUAAUGCGUACCGAUUACCAAGCAACAGCAACGAGAUAACAAAAAAGAAGAGACUAACGAGUGGACAACUAGCUUCACUUGAACGAAGUUUUCAAGAUGAGAUCAAACUAGAUUCAGACAGGAAGCUGAAGCUGUCAAGAGAGCUUGGUUUGCAGCCACGUCAGAUAGCGGUUUGGUUCCAGAACCGCCGUGCACGCUGGAAGGCAAAGCAGCUCGAGCAGCUGUAUGAUUCGCUAAGGCAAGAGUAUGAAGUCGUUUCUAGAGAGAAGGAGAUGUUACAUGAAGAGGUGAAGAAGCUGAGAGCUAUACUAAGAGACCAGGGACUAAUCAAGAAGCAGAUCUCUGGUGUGACCGGUGGGGAAGACACGACGGAGAUUCCAUCUGUGGUGACCACCAAAAUGUACGGUAUUGAGCAAUACAACAAUCCAAUGGUUGUCGCUUCCUCUUGUUGGCUGCCUUACCCGUGA